GGAAGUUUUAGGCCGGCGGGCCGGGUCGGGUGAUACGCGCCAAUCGUUCGCCAUCUGGGGCGCGCGCGGCCAUCUCGGGAUCCCGCCGGCGACUCGUAGCUCGGGCACGCGCCUGUCGCAGCCCGCAGGAAGGAGGGGUUCGGCCGGAGGCCUGGGGCGGCGGCCGCCAUGGAGAUCCCCUCGGCCCAGGCCUGGCGCCUGGGGCCUUGGGGGCGGUCCUGACCGCCCUCCUCCCUGUCCGGGCUGGGUCGCGGACGUGCCCCUCACGGCACUCGGCCACCUCUGCGUCUCCGCCCUCCCCAGGCCGCGCUGCUGCCUGGGCGCGGCGGCGGCGGCGGCGCCCUGUUGAAUGGGCUGUGAGGGCCCAGGUUUGAAGCUCUGGCGAACGCGGCCUCCGGGGGCGCAAGGCAGCAGCAGCGGUGGCGACCAAACGGGUGUUGGAGUUGGCGGCGGCCAUGGAGGGCCUGGCUGGCUAUGUAUACAAGGCGGCCAGCGAGGGCAAGGUGCUGACUCUGGCCGCCUUGCUACUCAACCGGUCUGAAAGCGAUAUCCGGUAUCUGCUUGGCUAUGUCAGCCAGCAGGGAGGGCAGCGCUCCACGCCCCUCAUCAUCGCAGCCCGCAAUGGGCACGCCAAGGUGGUGCGCUUGCUGUUAGAACAUUACCGGGUGCAGACUCAGCAGACUGGCACCGUCCGCUUCGACGGGUAUGUCAUUGAUGGUGCCACUGCUCUUUGGUGUGCAGCGGGAGCAGGACACUUUGAAGUUGUUAAGCUUCUAGUCAGUCAUGGAGCCAACGUGAACCACACCACAGUAACUAACUCAACCCCCCUGCGGGCAGCAUGCUUUGAUGGCAGACUGGACAUUGUUAAGUACUUGGUUGAAAAUAAUGCCAACAUCAGCAUUGCCAAUAAGUAUGACAACACCUGCCUAAUGAUUGCAGCAUAUAAGGGACACACCGAUGUGGUCCGAUACCUUUUAGAACAACGCGCUGACCCCAACGCUAAAGCACAUUGUGGUGCCACAGCAUUGCACUUUGCAGCUGAGGCUGGGCAUAUAGACAUUGUGAAAGAGCUAAUAAAAUGGCGUGCUGCUAUAGUAGUGAAUGGCCAUGGGAUGACGCCUUUAAAAGUAGCUGCCGAAAGCUGUAAAGCUGAUGUCGUCGAACUAUUGCUCUCUCAUGCUGAUUGUGACCGAAGAAGUCGGAUUGAAGCCUUGGAACUCUUGGGUGCCUCCUUUGCAAAUGACCGUGAGAACUAUGACAUCAUGAAGACAUACCACUAUUUAUAUUUAGCUAUGUUGGAGAGGUUUCAAGAUGGUGACAACAUUCUUGAAAAAGAGGUUCUACCACCAAUCCACGCUUAUGGGAAUAGAACUGAAUGUAGAAAUCCUCAGGAACUGGAAUCCAUUAGGCAAGACAGAGAUGCUCUUCAUAUGGAAGGCCUUAUAGUUCGGGAACGGAUUUUAGGUGCUGACAAUAUUGAUGUUUCCCAUCCCAUCAUUUAUAGGGGGGCUGUUUAUGCGGAUAACAUGGAAUUUGAACAGUGUAUCAAGUUGUGGCUUCACGCUCUGCACCUUAGGCAGAAAGGUAACAGGAAUACCCACAAGGAUCUUCUUCGAUUUGCUCAAGUUUUCUCACAGAUGAUACAUUUGAAUGAAACCGUGAAGGCCCCAGACAUAGAAUGUGUUUUGAGAUGCAGUGUUUUGGAAAUAGAACAAAGUAUGAACAGAGUGAAAAAUAUUCCAGAUGCUGAUGUCCACAAUGCUAUGGACAAUUAUGAAUGUAAUCUCUAUACUUUUCUGUAUUUAGUAUGCAUCUCCACCAAAACACAGUGCAGCGAAGAAGACCAGUGCAAAAUUAACAAGCAGAUCUACAACCUGAUUCACCUUGAUCCCAGAACUCGGGAAGGCUUCAGCUUACUGCAUCUAGCCGUCAACUCGAAUACCCCAGUCGAUGAUUUCCAUACUAAUGAUGUCUGUAGCUUUCCAAAUGCUCUGGUCACAAAGCUUCUGCUGGACUGCGGUGCUGAAGUGAACGCCGUGGACAAUGAGGGAAACAGUGCCCUGCAUAUCAUUGUUCAGUACAACAGGCCCAUCAGUGAUUUUUUGACCUUGCACUCCAUCAUCAUUAGCUUGGUGGAAGCUGGCGCUCACACUGACAUGACAAAUAAACAGAAUAAGACUCCGCUAGACAAAAGUACAACUGGGGUAUCUGAAAUACUACUUAAAACUCAAAUGAAGAUGAGUCUCAAGUGCCUGGCUGCCCGAGCAGUUCGGGCUAAUGACAUUAACUAUCAAGACCAGAUCCCCAGAACUCUGGAAGAGUUUGUUGGAUUUCAUUAAGUGACUGGAUGUGUAAAAUCGUUUAAUGUGGUGCUAAAAAGUAAAGGACUUUAAUCACAGACAAUAGAAUUAUGUGUUCAUAAAUUCUACUUUUCUUUUUACUACCCUUUCCUCCUAACCCAUCCUCCCUUCGUUCUAUAUUUAGCCUUAUUGCCUCUUACGGUAAUUGGCUUCAGAUACACCUUAAGCAGAGUCACGUAGUUUAGGUGUAACUAUAAUCUAAAGGUGUUUGGAUAUUGGUCACUUAACUAUUUUUUUUUUUUUAAAGAAAUGAGUAUAAGAUAUUUUGUUUAUGUAACAAGGAACAUUUAUGAUUUGAAACUGAUAAUGUUUUAAACAGCUACCUAAAGAAGUAUUUCUGUUAAAAGCCUGUGUCAGCAUGUUAUCCAUGCAGUAGUCUUGAGGAUUUAAUGAAGAAAAAGAUCUAAAAGGAGCAUUAAAAGGAAUGGGAUACCCAGGUGUUCUGCACAUGCCAAACUGCUGUAGAUGGUUUUCCCUCUUCCAUUAUUUAUGUGAAGUGGAACGACAGGAGGAUUUAAAAAAAUAGAGCUGCAGAUUACUCUGAAAAAAUGUGCUAAUUUAGUAGUAGUCACAAAUUUAUAAAGUAAAAUAAAUCUAUUGAAAUUGUUGUAUUAUUCUGGGUGAUAUAUUCAAAGUAGUAGUAAUCUUAAACCAGUUGUUUUCAGAGAAUAUUGAUGGACUUUUUGUCUUUAGACUUGAAUUCUAAAAUUCUUUUAAGUCUCUGUUUUAAUGUAAUUUAUCUAAAUUGCAGCAGUCUGCCUUGACUUCAGCUCCCAAACAUGUAACAAUGGUGAAUGCACAGUAUAAUCACGAUAGAGUUAAGCAGUGUAUUUUUGCCCCCUCUACCUUUCCCUUAUCCUCCUGUGUGGCAUCUUUGAAAAUUUGGAAACUCCUCUUCCAGAGGCCAUAAUUAGUGCCCCCUAGGUGCAGUUCUACUCUGAAGCACAUGGGGUCGCCGUGAGUCAGAAUGGGCUCGGUGGCAAAUGGUUUGUGUAAUAAGGUGUUUAUGACAAAUGAUAUUUUAAUUUUAUUUUUAUAUUUUUUUACUUAGCCCAUGACAAGGAGUAGAAGAAUCAUUAGUGUGGUAUAGGAAAUCAAAUGUUUUUGAUGAUGAAAAGUAAUUCAUAAUGCCGUUUUGAAAGGCAUUUCUGUCUGAGAGCAGCACAUUUUUAACCACAAAAUGUUACUUAUUCCAGCAAGGCUGUACAGAGGCCUUUAUGUUUUUUGUUUUGUUUUAUUUUAACUACCACGUUUUAACUGUGAGACUUAAGGGUAUUCUGUGAUUAUUUUUUAAGCAUCACAGAAAUUCGAGUAAAGGGUACAUGCUUAUUUCUGUUGAUGUUAAUAAUGAUAAAGAAAUUAAAAUUAGCUUGUAUCUGUAUUUUUCUCUCUAGUGCCAAAUGAAUGCCUUAGCUACUCAUAGUGCAUGGUACUGUAAAUGACGACCUGCAGCUUUUUUUUUCUUUAAUGAAAAGCAUUGUAAUGAUGUUGCAACAUCAGAUAUACACUAAACAAAAACAGCUGUAAAGUUUCAAGUAACAUUUUAUGUAUGAAAAUUACUUUGUGAAAUAUAAGAGGAACGGUUGCAGUUGAAUCAGUAUAACACCUAAUGACCAAGCCAAAAUCAGCACCUAGGGCCUUAAAUAAAAUUAGAUGAAAUCAUUUGAAAGGUGGGCGGGAAUGGAGGGGGGGGAGGGCUUUAAAAACUUUUCCCCCCAAGAAUGCAAGAUACCUUACAGUCGCUAUAUUAUACUUUGGGUGUCUUCCUGCUUGAGUUAGGAAUGUUCUGAUGAUAAAUUCUGCCAUGGCGAUAUAUUUCUAUUUUCCCAGCCUGAGAUUUUACAAGGAAGGUUUUUAGAAUAGUUUAAAGGGGAAGUAUUUUGAAUGAGACCUAAUUUGAAAUUACUGGCCUUGAUCCUCCUGGGAUGAAUCCAGGAAAGACCGUACCUUGCUCUUGGCAACUCUCGUGGCCUGAAAGAGAAAAUGUACUUCCUCAGCGUGAGGGAAUCAUGCCUUUUCCAUGGCUCAGAUUGGACCUUUUUGUUUUUUUCACUUCAAGGCCUACUUAUUUGACAGUUUGAGGAAUAGUUCAAGUGAGGUAUUCAGUGGGUGCCCAUUAUUUAGAUACGAUUUUUAAACACCAAAACAUAAAAUAUCAGAUAACGUUGCAUGUUUUAAAAACAUACUUCACCCCCUUUGCUAUGCAGAAUGAGCGCUAUUUUAGAUACUACUUAUAAAAUGAGGUUAAUGAUUACAUGUGCAUAGUCCGACAUCAAAAUUUAAUGACAUUCAAAUGGUUCUGAGAAGGGAGGACUGAAUGCUGGAGAAAGUAAAAUCGUGCUGAUUGAAAUGCUGGCAAAGUUGGAGAAAGAAUUUGAAGAUAGUAGAAUAAACUAUGAAUUAUGCUUAUGGUAACUGAUAAUUUUUUUACUAUAGUAGUACAUCGUGCACUAUAUUGCUAAGGAUGUCUUGUAAAAUAAAUCCAAAUAUGUAUUGUGAAACAGCUGUAUAAAACCAUUCUUGAAACAAGUGAUCUACAUGCCUGUUUUUAAAAUUUUGGGGGGUGGGUAGAAUUAUUUUAAAAUAUGUGUAGUCAAACCCUUUCCAAACUUGUGUGGUUUUUUUUUUUAAUGAAAAUAAAUAGGUAAGAAAGGUGAUAGUUCUGUAUCUCAGCUCUUUUUUCCAGCCUCUUUUGUCAUUUUAUAUUUAUUAUUGGUAGAAUUAUGCCUUGGAUUGUAACUCUUGAUAGCAUUACAAAUUAAUCAAAACUUCUUUGUCCUGUCAGUAAUUGUCAUAGAAUUUUGGAUGAACUAGAGGCCCAGGGGGAUGCUUUUCAUUUGCAGACCAUGUGAAACUGAGGUGGGUUUUGUCCUUUUAAUAGAGCUGAUGAAAUUGAACCCUUGCAUUUAGGUAACUGUUUAACUCAAGGAAUGGGCAGCAAAUCCACUGGUAAAGGAGGGGAACAUUUUUUCACAUAAGAACUCUGCCACUGACAACAUAGUUUUUUUCACUCCACCUUGGAUUGCUCUAGUAGUUCACAGUCCAACUGCCUUAAGUUUAUUUGCUGUGGGAACUUGAAACAAACCAAAAACCAGAGCAUUUGCAAGCUUUUGUCUUGCUUGAUUCUGGAUUGGGUUUUAUUUAACUGUACUAAUAGCUGAUUAAUAACUGGUAAUUGUGAGAAACCUAGAUGGUGUGAUAGUACUGUUUGAAUAAAAUAUGAUUUGGGGGCAGCAGCUCCCUAAAUACCAACUCUGUAUUUGGCAGUUAAAAUCCCAGGGGAACAACACCCUGUCACCAGUUUCCACUGUAGUUGAGGCAGCUGCCUUAUGAAAAAGACCAGUUGGGAUUAUUAAGGUAGAAGCAUUUCUCGUUUUGGAAGCGGGUGAGGUAAGGAGUGAAUUGCUGGUUUAGAAGCAGCCACUGGUUGACUAGUGAGUGAGUAGAUGGGUAAAAGUAUAAAAGACUGACUUUUAUGGUAGUUUUCUGUAAAAAUCUUAAAUGUUCCUUUUCAGGCUAGCGAUGUAUCAGUGUACAAAUGACUAUUCUGUUUUCCUCAGCCAAGACACUGACUAUACUAUAACAUUAAAAUAGGCUAAAGAAAACAAAAUGUUGCCUUUUGCUGUAUGAAAAUGUACUAGUCCAUAAGCUUUUAAGCUGUGUGUUCAUUCCUACUCUAAAAACGCACAACUCUGCUCUGGAUACCCUCUUUUGAAAGCAGAAAGCUCGUAGUUGUGUAUGUCUUAUUUGUAGGGCUUUUUCAUACAUAUUUGGCAGCCUUGCCCACAUCUUCAGACAGGCUCGGUUGCCUAGCAUCCUCCCUCAAAUAUGGAGUCUGAAGUACUGCACUGAUCAUGGUGAUAGAAACAUUAAUUUUUAAAACUGAAGUAAAUGUGGUCCCUAGUCCUAGGUUGUAGUGUGUACAUUUGUGUUGAUGUGCAGGGAAGGGGACAGUGACUUGAUGGCUGUGGGGUUUGUAUCUUGAUGUGUGUGCAGGGGCGAGCAUUGCUAACUUCACAGCUUUUUAUCUGGGGGAGUUGUGACGAAUGGUUCUAAUCAGCAAAAUAAAGGGAGAAGAUGCAAACUUGCCAAGUAAUGAAGUGAACAAAAGUCUUGUAUCUGCUUUUAUCAGGUGUUGUAAAAUUUGUGCAUGGCGUUUUUGUUGUUGCUUAGUAAGUAUUGGUAGAGAAGAAAAGAUAGGGGGAAGAAACUCAGCUUUCCUAACCCAUCGUUUCAGAGGUGCGUAGUUGGAGAGUAAAAUCUGACUGGCCUAACCUGUCCUUUAUAAUAAUACCCCAUCCUGCAACCGUCCACGUGGAGGACUGCGUUGUUAUUUUCUAGUAAUUCACUGUGAUUUAUAACAAACCGGUGACGUCAUUCUGUUGUGCGCUUUUGUCAAACCAUUUACAGAACUUUGAUAGACAUAGUAAACUUGCUGACUGCCCCAGAGGUCUAUUAAUGAUUUGUAUAUUGCAUGACGUUUUCUAUUUGAGUUUGACAUGUAGAAUUAUUUUUAAUUUCAUGGCAAUUGAUAGUCCUAAUAGCUCAGCUAAUUUGAAACUAACAAUCUUGCUGUGUAAAAGGAAAAAAUGGUGUUUGUGUUUAGUAAAUGUUUGAAAAAAAAAAACUGCCUUGAAGUUUGUGUCUUUAUUGUUCAGUGUGCCCUUAGUUGAGAUGAUCUUUCGUUGAGUUUAUUAAAAAAAAAAAUUACCGAAGUUAUACAUGUUCUUGGGAAAAAAAAAUUCAGAUAGUAAAGAGAAAUUCAAAUAGUAACAAUAAAAAAAUUUCCUUCCCUUCUCCCACCUCCCAUUUGGACCCAACAGGCAAUCAUUGGUAGUAUUUUGAGUAGUUUCCCAGAAUUUUUUGUGCAUCUGUGUAUUAUUUCUCCCUUUCAUUUUUUAGAAUGCAAAUGGACUUUACCUUUCCUACACUAUUCUCUAUCUUUAUCAUAUAAUAGAUCUGAGAUAAUUUUUCAUUUCAGUAUGUUUGGAUAAAAAAAAAAAAACCUUCAUA
This is a messenger RNA of Trichechus manatus latirostris (Florida manatee), 7373 nucleotides long. RefSeq names its product fem-1 homolog B (gene FEM1B). Gene Ontology annotation, cellular component: nucleus. The record is from RefSeq and is a predicted model, not a curated record. Gene Ontology annotation, molecular function: protein binding. NCBI's taxonomy places the organism in Eukaryota, Metazoa, Chordata, Mammalia, Sirenia, Trichechidae. The coding region runs from base 456 to 2339 and encodes 627 amino acids. The transcript has 2 exons.